Cyprinodon tularosa is the source of this 3788-nucleotide messenger RNA. RefSeq names its product zinc finger protein 665-like. The transcript has 5 exons. NCBI's taxonomy places the organism in Eukaryota, Metazoa, Chordata, Actinopteri, Cyprinodontiformes, Cyprinodontidae. The coding region runs from base 291 to 3011 and encodes 906 amino acids. The record is from RefSeq and is a predicted model, not a curated record.
CUUAGCAUCCUGUCACUGUGGCGUCCAGACUGAGCGAAACCUGCGUGUUUUAUCUAACAUGUGACCUGCAGCAGACUCUAAUGAUCGAUGUGGAUUUUAGGUCAGAAGGAAACUGACUUCCAGCAGAGGAGCCUGCAGCUGCUGCGGUCUUUGCUCUGCAUCAGAUUACAGGGAGCUCCACGAGCUUCAAACCAGAUGCUGAUGAGUCUGACUCCUUGUUGAUGAUUCGUGGCUGAAGCCAUGACGGACCAGAACAAGAGGAGCUAUCCAGGGUUUGGAAAAAGCGGCUCAUGGUUGUGAAGAUGAUGAAGUUGGAAGUGGAAGACCCUGGAGGGCCCAAUGUGGAGCCAUCCCUACCAGCAGCCUCCUCCUUAGAGGAGGAGCAGACAAACGACAGCCAAGACCUCCUCCAUCAGAUGCUGGUGAUUAAAGUGGUCCCCCAUGACUGGAGCCCCGGUUUGGACCAGCAGGACCCAGAGCCCCCCCACAUCAAGGAGGAAGACGAGGAAGUCUGGAUCGGUCAGGAGGAAGAGCAGCUUACUGUGAAGACUGAAGAUGAAGAGAAACCUCAGAUGUUGGAGCUUCAUCAGAUCAAAAGUGACGAAAAGAGAGAAACUAAAACUCCAGCCUGCAGCUCGGCUGAUCAGACGGAAACAGAACCUGCUGGAGACCAUCCCGGACCCCUAGAACCAGACCAGAAUCCAGAUCCAGUUUUUCCUUCUCUACAAACUGAGAAGACUUCCAACAAAAGAGUUAAAACAUCUAAAUCUGCUGGAACUGUGGAAGAUAAGCCAUUUUGCUGCCAUGUUUGUGGCAAGAGUUUCAAACGUAACGCUCACAUCAGAUUACAUCUGAUGACUCACACGGCAGAGAGAGAACACAGCUGUGAUGUCUGCGGGAAAGGAUUCAAAGAAAAGAGUUCUGUUCAGACGCAUAUGAGACUCCAUACUGGGGAGAGACCGUUUUCCUGCGACGACUGUGGUAAAAGGUUUCAUGCAAAGACCAACCUUAAAACUCACCUAAAGGUCCAUUCAGUGGAAAAACCUUUUUCCUGUGAUGUUUGCGGUACAAGAUUUAAAAGGAAGGAAAAUAUUAAAAAGCAUAUGAGGAUCCACACGGCAGAGAAACCGUUUGUUUGUACCGUCUGCAGUAAAGGCUUUUCACUGCAGGAGACGCUGAAGAGACACAUGCAUGUUCACACAGGAGAGAAGCAGUUCACCUGCACCGUCUGCAACAAAGGAUUCUCACUAAAACAUAAUCUAAAAAGCCACAUGGAGGUUCACACCGCACCUUUUAGCUGUAGCGACUGCAGUAAACGUUUCGGGAAGGAAAUCCAGCUGGAGCGACACGUGAGAGUUCACUCAGAGGAGAGGCCGUUUGGCUGCGACGUCUGUAAAAGCAGAUUCUAUCAAAAGUGCCAACUAGAAAACCACACGAGGGUCCAUUCAGGGGAAAAACCGUUUGUGUGCAGCGUCUGCGGUAAAGGAUUUUCACAGCAUGGAGAUAUGAAGAGACACAUGGGUAUUCACAGGGACGGUAACUCAAGGAAGGCGAUGAUGAUGAUGACGUCAGACAUGAUGAAGCUUGAGGCAGAGGACCCCUGGGGGCCCCUAUUGGAGCCUCCUGGACCAGCAGCAUCAACAUCAGAGCUGGAGGAGACAGGAGGAGGCAGAGAGCUCAUCCAUCAGAUGCUGGUGAUUAAAGUGGUCCCCCAUGACUGGAGCCCCAGUUUGGACCAGCAGGACCCAGAGCCCCCCCACAUCAAGGAGGAAGACGAGGAAGUCUGGAUCGGUGAGGAGGAAGAGCAGCUUACUGUGAAGACUGAAGAUGAAGAGAAACCUCAGAUGUUGGAGCUUCAUCAGAUCAAAAGUGACGAAAAGAGAGAAACUAAAACUCCAGCCUGCAGCUCGGCUGAUCAGACGGAAACAGAACCUGCUGGAGACGAUCCUGGACCCCUAGAACCAGACCAGAACCCAGAUCCAGUCUGUCCUUCUCUACAAAGUAAGAUGGCGGCUAAAGAAAGAGGAAAUGCAGGUAAACGGUCUUGCAGCCUGUCGGCUAUGGAGAAACCAUUGGGCUGUAAUAUCUGUGGCAAAAGAUUCAAACUUAAGGCAAAUGUUAAACUACACACGAUGAUUCACACUGGAAGGAGGGAGCACUGGUGUGAUCUCUGUGGGAAAGGAUUUAAAGAAAAACUCUCCCUUCAGACCCACAUGAGAGUCCACACCGGGGAGACUCCCUUCUCCUAUGGCCACUGCGAGAGAAGCUUCCAUGCCAAGAGGAAUCUUAGCAUCCACAUGAAGCGCCAUGCAGGAGAAAAGGCCUUUUCUUGUGAUGUUUGUGGUUCCAAAUUUCAGGUAAAGGAAAGUCUUAAGAAGCACAUGUGGAUCCACGCUGCAGAGAGGCCCUUUCUUUGUACCAUUUGCAAUAAAGGAUUUUCCCAGCAAAAUCUUCUAAAGAGACACAUGCUCAUUCACACAGGAGACAAGCACUACAUCUGUAGUGUUUGUAGUAAAGGAUUUUUGCGACAAGGAGAUCUGAAGAGUCACAUGCGUGUUCACACCGGGGAGAAACCUUUCCUUUGUCCUGUUUGUAGUAAAGGAUUUUCUCAGCGAGUAUAUCUGAGAAGACACGUAGAUAUUCACAACGCAGAGUUUGGCUGUAGCAGCUGUGGUAAACGUUUUGUGACGGAAACGCAGUUAAAGCGGCACGCGGGACUGCACACGGAGGAGAGGCCGUUAGGUUGUGACGUCUGUAAGAGCAGAUUUAUCCAGAGGAAUCAUCUGGAAAAUCACAUGAGGUUCCAUUCUGGAGAGAAACUCUUUGCUUGUCGUGUUUGCGGUAAAUCGUUUUCUCUGCGUGGCGAUCUGAAAAGGCACAUGCGCGUUCACACGGGGGAGAAACCGUUUGUUUGUAGUGUCUGCAGCCAAAGAUUUUCAAGACCAGCAUAUCUGAAAAAACACAUGGAUGUUCACACUUUAGCUUUUAAAAACUUUAGUGAUUAUAGCUGACUUUUUUAGACGGAAAUAUAUAUAAAGCAAAUAAACAGCAAUAAUUAAAAGUGUUUUAACGGUUUGAGGAGACAGUCUUACUGUGGGUUGCUGUAAAUCUUUUUAUCCAAAAGCUGCGGCUCGUUAUGAUGUUAAAAAUGUUUCUUACCCACCAUACUUUGUUAUCAGUGUUUCUAUGUUUGACUCUAUGCGAUAGCUGGGUUUUGCAUGAUCAAUUUUAAGCUAAUGCUAGUUAAAUGAGACUGGACAAUGCUUUAAGCAGUUAAUUUGUUUAUUAAAUUUGUUGUUUAGCCUUUUUUUUCCAUCUUUGCAGUGAUAUGAACACAUUUAGAGGCAGCAGCAGGUUCCUGUCUGUCGUCUAACCUGUUCUGUAACUCUGAUCUGAUCCAAGGCCUUUAAGAGAGAAUCCAACUCUGGUUUUCUGAAAGAAAAGAAUAUUUUAUCACAUAUUUUUCCUUUACUGGAGCUAACAUGAAACAUCAGCAGCUAACUAUGAAUUAUCGAAACAAAGACCGAAUGAGUUCAGCUUUGUGUUAAAGGAAGAGUCCGUUCAGCAAGAAUAAUCAAUGGAUCAUUAUUUAUAACUAAAACUAAUAUGCUUGCAGUGAUUUCAUGAAUUUAGCGUAAGUCAGUAAAAGAAGUAUUAAUUUAUGAGUCUGGGAGCGGCCAUUUCUGCCCAAAUAUAGUAGCCCCUCCCUCCUGCCAUCUUCCAGCAGUGACGUCACGGUGCGGUAAGCCUAGCGCCAUUCUCCCCGCUUUCCAAGCUAAAUCAAUGGG